Molecule: messenger RNA, 876 nt
Organism: Exophiala xenobiotica
Lineage: Eukaryota; Fungi; Ascomycota; Eurotiomycetes; Chaetothyriales; Herpotrichiellaceae
Exons: 1
Coding region: 232-549 (105 amino acids)
Source: RefSeq, a predicted model, not a curated record
CCCCAUGCCGCCAGACCAUGGACGAUCGCAGCGUGUAUUACGCUGACAGCAACACAAUUGCGAUCGGUCAUAUUUAAGGCGGACCCGGACCACCCUUAAAUUGUCUGCCCGGAUCAUGAAAUGCAAGUCUACUCAUGGAGUCCUCUUUCACCCCACCGACAAUAGAAAGUGCGCACUUGCACCAACGGGAUUUUCUGGGCCGCCUCGGGUCUGCACACCAUCUAGAUCAGCAUGUGCCUAGCUGGGCAGUGUGACCAUCUAGGCUCAAAUGGUGUAAGAGCUAUGCAUACGCGGGUACGAGACAGUGUACCUUGGACAUCUUGGACCACUGCAUGGCAUUCGACAUAUACCCGCACGAGCAGGGCGCCAGGCAUCAGCGAUGCCGCUUCCAGCCGAUUAAAAUCAGACACGCUUAAAUUGGUCUUUGGUGUUACUAUUCAAGGUCAUUCUCGGUUAACCAUGACUGGCACGCACCCGAUCUCAGGUGUCCGAAAGUGGAUGCAAGUGGUUGGAGGAAGCCACUCUUCGCAUGGCCUUGCCUUAUCCUAAGUGGCACGAUUACGAACCGAAGGAACAUUGACGCCUGGAUUUGAUACCCUUCAGACCAGGUAUCACCCAACGUCGUGUACUAGGUCUUGGACUCCUACGGCUUCCUGUCCCCUCAUAAAUCGUAGGCAGCUACGUUUCUAUAUGGUCGUUUCGGACGAAGUGGGAUAAGAAAGCUGUCAACUCAGCGUAAAUUCGGAUCCGUGAUAUGGUAUAUUCAUCAUGCAUGCCUCAAGCAUCUCUAAACAUUAUGUACCUGGUGUCUUUAGUUGAUCAUACGCUCGUUGACCCCAACGAUCUGAACCAUGAUAAAGAGUUUUCGGCUGUCCC